Molecule: messenger RNA, 1719 nt
Organism: Cutaneotrichosporon oleaginosum
Lineage: Eukaryota; Fungi; Basidiomycota; Tremellomycetes; Trichosporonales; Trichosporonaceae
Biological process (GO): transmembrane transport
Cellular component (GO): plasma membrane
Molecular function (GO): transmembrane transporter activity
Source: RefSeq, a predicted model, not a curated record
AUGGACAGUGGAUCUGCAACAGCCGACACCCGCACCCUUACAGGUGUACCAUCAAAGACGGGAUCACUUAAGACGGGCAUUACCUCGACACCAGAGCUCGACCAAGUCGAGCAUGUUGACGCCGAGAAGGCACCGUCCGCCGCCGAGGCUACCCCAAACGCUGUUCCCGAUGGCGUGCUCGAGGGCGUGCGCCUCAUGCUCGUCUUCCUAGCCAUGAUGCUCUCGGUCUUCAUGUUUGCUCUAGACCAGUCCAUUGUGUCUACCGCCAUUCCCGUCAUUGUCUCGCAGUACAACAGGUUCGAUGCCGUUGCAUGGAUCGUCACCGCCUACUUCCUCACGCAGUGCGGCCUUAUCCUCCUUGUAGGCCAGCUUCUCACCGUCAUCAAGGCCAAGUGGAUUCUCCUCGGCGCCAUUUUUUUCUUCGAGCUCGGCUCUCUUCUGUGCGCUGUGGCCAACAGCAUGGACAUGCUCAUCGCCUCGCGGGCGAUCCAGGGUAUCGGUGCCUCAGGCAUGUUUGUCUCCAUUAUCGCCAUUAUCGCUGUCGUGACCCGUGUCGAAAAGCGCGCCGCCUUCAUGGCCGGCUUUGGCUUUGUGUUUGUUAUCGCUUCCGUUAUCGGGCCACUCCUUGGUGGUGUUUUCACUGAGCAGCUGUCUUGGCGCUGGUGCUUCUGGAUCAACCUCCCCAUCGGUGGCCUCGCCGCUGUCGCCGUCGUCUUCCUCCUUCCGGCACACGACCCGGUACGCCGCGAGAACUCGCCCAAGAACCUCCGCGAGGCCCUACGCCGGAUGGAUUGGCUGGGCUCCGCCCUGGCCAUGUUGUUCGUCACCUGCCUUCUCCUUGCGCUGCAGUGGGGUGGCAACGAGUAUGCGUGGUCCAACUGGCGCAUUCCCCUCCUUUUCACUCUCGGCGGCCUGCUCUGCAUCGCCUUCUUCGCAUGGGAGUGGUACUUCAACGAGGACGCGCUCAUUCCUCGCGAUCUAAUGACCAACCGCACCGUCGUUAACGCGUCUGGCGCCAUCUUCAUGUUGAUGAUGGUGAUGCUGGGUGGAACAUAUCAGCUCCCUCUGUUCUACCAAGCGACGCGCAACCACUCGGCUCAGAAGUCAGGCAUCGACAUUAUCCCCUUCAUGAUCAUGACCUGCAUCGGCAUCUUUGUCUCGGGCGGCGCUGUCACCAAGUGGGGUCGAUACUACCCCUUCUUCAUCAUCGGCCCUCCCAUCGCAGCAGCUGGCGUUGGCAUGCUGUACGUGAUCGAUGCCAAGACGACCAGCGCUUUUAUCAUCGGUGCCCAGAUUCUCGGCGGCUUUGGCAUCGGCCUCACUUUCCAGAACCUCAUCAUGUCCACGCAGGCCGAGUACGCACCACGCCCCGAGCUCAUCCCGCAGGCGACGGGUGUCGUCUCCUUCUUCCAGCUCACCGGUGCAGCCCUUGGCAUUGGCAUCGUCAACACUGUACAGUCCGUCUAUCUCAACCGCUACAUCCCGCAGUUUGCGCCCACGGCGCCAUUUGAGAUCGUCCGCCGCUCCACCCAAGCCAUGUGGCAGAUUGAUCUCCCAACCGAGGUGCGCGACCAGGUCGUGCACGCGUACACAGCGGCCAUCUCGAAGAGCUACAUCCCAAUUCUCGUCGGUCUCGUUCUGACUCUUGUGUUCGGCGCUCUCAUCCGCAACCACAACAUGCUCAAGCUCGGUGGCGCGGCCAACAUGCACAUGGCGUAA